Molecule: messenger RNA, 1674 nt
Organism: Westerdykella ornata
Lineage: Eukaryota; Fungi; Ascomycota; Dothideomycetes; Pleosporales; Sporormiaceae
Exons: 4
Coding region: 1-1218 (405 amino acids)
Biological process (GO): polyketide metabolic process
Source: RefSeq, a predicted model, not a curated record
AUGGCUCUUCAAUUCCUGGCGGAUAAUAAUGGCUGGCUCAGCUUCAGUCACAGCACGCCUCUUCUCUUCAUUACUGCCGAAGACGAUGAGUUCGACCUCGAGACCCUGCGUGCAUGGAGAGAUGAAGGAUUCGCCGUACAGUAUUUGCCCAUGGGCAAGGGAGGAAAAACCUACGUGAACACGCUGCGCCAUCUGGGUGAUAAUCUGAGUAUUGGAGAGCGAUACGCCAUCGUAGCAUUCGGAGAAGCAGCGUCUGUCUGUUUAAACGUCUAUUCAGAGUACUCGACGAGUACCUCCAAGCUAUGUGCAUUGAUUGCUUAUUACCCAUCCUCCAUACCUGAUCCUACGCAUCGCAUAAGUUCAUCGUUUAGGGUCCUUGUCCAUCUACCCCUGGGCUCUUCACCCUCGGAAGCUACCAUAGGAGUCACGCGGCGACCAGAAGUUCUCGGUAUACAAGGCAAACGCCGGACUGUCCAGAAGCGCGUUACUACUGGGAUAGGUGCGGGAGGGCUACAAUCAAGGAUCCAAUACCCCGUCUACUCGUAUGAAGGCGUUGAUGCUGGGUUUGCCGAGCAUGACCUUGACGAGUACGAUCCGGUUGCCGACGCUAUAGCGUGGAGCAGAAGUCUGAGCAUGGUCCGGCGGGCAUUUGGUGCAGAAGUAGAUUUGGAACGGGUCUGGGAUGAGAACGAAGAACAGAAAUAUCGCGGCAAGGACGUGAAUAGGUUGAUGGAUACGUUCGUGGAUGAGCCCACGCCUUUUGUCAACUAUACACCGACCAUGACCGGGGGCGUUGGGGCCGAAGAGCUCAAACGAUUCUAUAGAGACUUCUUCCUCCCUUCAUCGCCACCUUCGCUCCACGUGCGACUCAUCUCCCGGACGAUUGGCGUGGACAAAAUCGUCGACGAGCUCUACAUCCAGUUCAAGCAUACCUGCGAAAUGCCCUGGAUACUUCCAGGGGUACCGCCAACGAAUGAAAAGGUGGAGAUUGUUGUGGUGUCCAUUGUGGGCAUGCGUGCAGGCAAGAUAUGGCAUGAAAGGGUGUACUGGGACCAAGCAAGUGUCCUCUUCCAAGUGGGUCUGCUUGAUCCAGAGGAGAUUCCAGAUAGUGUGAAGAAGGAAGGUCUACAUAUGCUCCCGGUUGCUGGGUCGGAAGCUGCGAGAAAGAUAAUGGAGGUUGAGUCGGAAGAUACGAAUGACAUGAUUGACGAUUGGUAAUGAGCUCCGUUUCCUAAUGGUUUGUUUGGGAUUUCAUUAUAUCUGAUGUCUCAUGUUACUUGGAUGGAGGCCACUAAUAUCUCACUAAAUCCACUUCAUUAUUCAUAAGCUUCACUACUGCGGGGGUGUAUGCGAACGAGAUGCCUGUUGGCCGCCAGGUGAGGCUCAAGGAAAGAGACGCAUUAGCACUGGGGUCUGCGUCAUCAGAUAGAUCGUUCGAGACUGACACCCCUCUACCACGGAAGCCGAAGUGGAGUGGGAAGUUUCUCUUUCGGGCCCAGGACGGGCUCAGCCGUUCCAAUAUCCCUACUCCGAAUUAAAAUUCAGAUGAAAACAUUCGAGUUUAGCGACACUCACGCUGCACCGCGAGGCGCCCAGUAUCCGCCCGUCUUCGAUAUAUCAAAAGUAUCAAUCCACUCAAUCAGGCUUUCCGCAGCAACAUCAGGUGUGACAGCU